Messenger RNA from Eucalyptus grandis, 842 nucleotides. RefSeq names its product cell wall / vacuolar inhibitor of fructosidase 1. The coding region runs from base 108 to 674 and encodes 188 amino acids. The record is from RefSeq and is a predicted model, not a curated record. NCBI's taxonomy places the organism in Eukaryota, Viridiplantae, Streptophyta, Magnoliopsida, Myrtales, Myrtaceae. Gene Ontology annotation, molecular function: enzyme inhibitor activity. Gene Ontology annotation, biological process: negative regulation of catalytic activity. The transcript has a single exon.
UGGCCAUCCUUUCCAUUCCACGGGCUAAACUCCAAAACUCGACCACCGCAUAUUUCAACGCGCUCUCUCCCCCUCCAGCAACGCCCAACCACCACCACCACCACAACAUGAAAGCUCUCGUCCGCUCUCUCCUCCUCCUCCUCCUCCUCCUCGCUCUCCUCGCCGCCUCGCCGGUGGCGGCACGGUCCCUCGGGUUCCCAGCGGCCUGGAAGAUCGAUGGCCUCAUCGAACAGACGUGCAGGCUCACGCCCUUCUACGACCUGUGCCUCUCCUCCCUCAAGUCCGACCCCACCAGCAGCGCCGCCGACAUCCGGGGUCUUGCCCGCAUAAUGGCGGGCUCCGUCCUGGCGAGCGCCAGCCAUACGCUGGACCAGAUCCAGGAGCUGCUGGGCCAGGCGCCUGACCCAGAGACGGAGAAGCCCCUGGCUUACUGCGCGGAGCUGUACAUCCCGGUGGUGAAGUACACCUUGCCGCAGGCGCUCGACGCGCUCAACAAGGGCCAGCUCGGGUUCGCGGUGUACGGGCUGUCCGAUGCGGGCACGGAGGCAGAGGAGUGCGAAAAGAAUUUCUCGGGGCAGGGCGGGGGGUCGCCGGUGACGCAGGGGAAUAAGCUGGUGCGGAAUCUGGUGGACGUGGCCCUGGCGAUCGUCAAGAUUUUGCAGAAGGGCUUCUAACUCUCUUCUCAAUGAUUGAUACGGUGAAUAUAAAAAUAAAUUACACAUAUUCCAGACACGUAUCUCAAAUACCCUUUUCCUCAUUUAGUUUAUAAUCAUCUAUAUCGCACUUGAGCUCGAUGAUCGUCAAUGAUAAAAAACUAGAUCUUUUAACCCUUUUAAUAUCAA